Molecule: messenger RNA, 11894 nt
Organism: Pristis pectinata (smalltooth sawfish)
Lineage: Eukaryota; Metazoa; Chordata; Chondrichthyes; Rhinopristiformes; Pristidae
Gene: zeb1b
Product: zinc finger E-box binding homeobox 1b
Exons: 9
Coding region: 170-3412 (1080 amino acids)
Biological process (GO): anatomical structure development; regulation of transcription by RNA polymerase II
Molecular function (GO): RNA polymerase II cis-regulatory region sequence-specific DNA binding; DNA-binding transcription factor activity, RNA polymerase II-specific
Source: RefSeq, a predicted model, not a curated record
UGGCAAGAAAACCUGGAACCUGCAGAUUUAUUUAUUGUGUUCAUCGCUAAACGAAAUAGCAAUGUGAUAGUGAAGCGGGAUUUAAAAAAAAUAGAAAAAAGUAUUUCCGUUCAGCAGGAGAAACCGAUUCCUGAUUGUCGUGUCGAGCCGAGCUGACAGGCUGCAGCAAAUGGCAACUUGUGCAGUUACCAAUUAUAAUAAUGUUGUUGAAGCAAGUUCAGACACGGAUGAUGAAGAUAAAUUGCAUAUUGUGGAAGAUGAGAGUGUGACUGAUGCUGGAGAUUGUGAUGCAAAUGCACUGGAGGAGGAUUUGCCAACAAAGUGUUCAGUAUUGCCAAGGAAAGAUGAAACAGAUGAAGAAAAUGAGAGUGCUGAGUGGAGAAAUGAAGAAGGAACGAAAGAAAAUACAGACAACCUGGGGCCUGAAGCUCAGAUGCUCAGUGAUGGUUGCACAGCUAAUGAAGAAGGCUGUGAUUCUGAUGGCGAGAACUGCUUUCAUGAUUCAGCUGCAGAAGAUGAACAGACCCAUGAUCCAAAAGUUCAAGAAUACCUUCAGCAAAAAGACACAGCUGUAAUCUUCCCAGAAGCACCAGAGGAGCAACAUAGAAGAGCCACACCAGAAGCUAGUGGACAAGAAAAUGGGACGCCUGAUGCUUUUGCUCAGCUGCUCACAUGCCCUUAUUGCGACAGAGGAUACAAGCGUUUGACUUCACUGAAAGAUCACAUUAAAUAUCGCCAUGAAAAAAAUGAUGACAACUUCAGCUGUUCCCUUUGUCGCUACACUUUUGCCUACAGAACACAACUGGAUCGUCACAUGGCUUCACACAAGUCAGGACGAGAUCAGCGCCAUGUUGUAACACAGACGGGUGGAAACCGGAAAUUCAAGUGCACUGAAUGUGGAAAAGCAUUUAAAUACAAGCAUCAUUUGAAGGAGCACUUACGCAUCCACAGUGGAGAAAAGCCAUAUGAAUGCUCUAACUGCAAGAAACGGUUUUCCCACUCAGGCUCUUACAGCUCACACAUCAGUAGUAAGAAGUGCAUUGGGCUUAUAUCACUUAAUGGCAGAGCACGUUCAGGAAUCAAGACACCUCAAGGCACUUCUCCAUCCCUUUCUCCUUCAACCAAUAGCCCUGCUAGAACACAACUUCGACAUAAGCUAGAAAACAAUAAGCCUUUACAAGAACAGCCUGCCAUAAACCAAAUCAAAACUGAGCCUGUGGAUUAUGAAUACAAAACUAUGGUCGUGACCUCUGGUAUCAACUGUGCAAGUUCUUUCCAAAAUGGAGGAUUUAGUGGCAAUACCCCAGUCCAAGUUACAACUUCUCCUCAGAGUGUGGUUCAGGCUGUUGUAUUGCCAACUGUAGGCCUGGUCUCUCCUAUUAGCAUAAAUUUAAGUGACAUUCAGAAUGUUCUUAAAGUUGCAGUAUUAGAAAACAAUCAUGUUACCCUCCCUUCCAAAGAACCAGGAACGGUCUCUUCUGGAUCUGUACAACAAAACAGUCAUUCCCUCAUUUCAUCAAUUAGUCUUCCCUUGAUUGAUCAGGAUGGAACAACCAAAAUCAUUAUCAACUACAGUUUAGAGCCAAGUCAGCUCCAAGCUGUGCCACAAAAUUUAAAAAAGGAAGCUCCUAAUCUAGCAGACAGUUGUACAAGUGAAAAGCCACCAGAAGACCUCACAGUCAAAUCUGAGAAAACUGAGACAAGUGCAGAAGGCGUUAGUAACACUUGCCUUCUUUGUAAUGAAUGUCCUGGUGGGCUAAAUGCACUUCAUGAGCUAAAGCACUAUCAAUUAAAAACUGAAGCUAAUUCAGGGGAAAGCAGUAUUAAGGUUCCUGAAAACCUCGCUGGAGCUUCUGUAUCAACAGAAGAGAAUACCUCUUCAGAUCAAGAGCCAUUGAAGAAUCUAUUGUCACUUCUGAAGGCAUAUUAUGCAUUGAAUGCACAGCCAACAUCUGAAGAAUUGGCAAAGAUUUCAGUUGCUGUAAACCUACCAUUAGAAAAGGUAAAAAAAUGGUUUGAGAAAAUGCAGACUAGUCAGAUUCCAGUCCAGCCAUCUUGUCCCUCUUCUCCCACACCAAACAAUGAAGAGGUCAAACCAAAGCUGUUCAUCAGUCAUCCAGAUUCAUCACCUGAUGAUGUACAAGGCAACUCAGCAAAUUCAGAAACCAAUGAUAAACUGACUGAAUCUCAAAUUACGAAUACACCACUUAAUGCAACAGCAGAACCUUCAAGGAGUAAUACUCCUUCCCCAUCACCACUGAAUCUUUCUUCUGCAUCUUCUAGAAAUUCACAGAGCUAUCUCAACACACCAGAUAGCAAUCAAGAGGAUUUGCAGUUAGAACCUCUUGACCUUUCACUUCCAAGGCAGCAAAAAGAAGGGCUUGAAAGACCCACUAUAACCAGUGUUUACCACAGCAGUGUUCAUUAUGUCCAAGAGGAGCCCUUAAACUUGUCUUGUUUAAAGAAAGAGCAAAUAGAAAAUGAUAGUACUAAUGAAGGAAACUCAACAAGUGCCAAACCAAUAAAUAUUGCAAUUCCUGCAGUCACCACCAAACUUCCCACAAUUGUGGCCAUUUCAAGUCAAAACAGUGUUCCAUGCCUCAGACCUAUAGCUACAAUAAAGCAGGCCAGCUUCAUUCCACAGGUGGCCUACACAUAUAAAACAACUAAUUCAAAUGGAGCUGAACAGCAACAGAAAUCAACUCAAGCCAAUGGAAAUCAUCAAGAGGAAAACCAAGAGACGAGCUCUGGAGGUGUGCCCAAUACUGAUGAUCAGAACGAUUCAGACUCUACGCCACCACGUAAGAAAAUAAAAAAGACAGAGAAUGGAAUGUACGCCUGUGAUUUGUGUGAUAAAAUAUUUCAAAAGAGUAGCUCUCUUCUGAGACACAAGUAUGAGCACACAGGUAAGCGACCUCAUCAGUGUGGGAUUUGCAAGAAAGCUUUCAAACACAAACACCAUUUGAUUGAACACACGCGACUGCACUCUGGAGAGAAACCUUAUCAGUGUGAUAAAUGUGGCAAACGUUUCUCACAUUCAGGCUCCUAUUCGCAGCACAUGAACCAUCGCUACUCAUACUGUAAACGAGAAGCUGAAGAGCGUGAAGGAACAGAGCAAGAGGAGACUGGGCCUGAUUCACUGAACAACAGUGAGUAUACAGAUAUCAGGACCUCUCCUUCCCAUGUGGACUCGGAUGACAAGGAUAGCACUGCAAGAGAAGAUGAAAGUGAGAAGGAGGAGGAAGAGAAGGAAAGUGAUGAAAUGCAAGAUACUUGUGCAGAGGAAAUGAGAGAGGAAUCAGAAGAGGAGGCUGAAGAAGCAAAUAGAACAGACCUGAUGAGUGAUGUGGAGCAGGAAAAUACAGUAAAUAGUCUACAAGCUUUGGAAGCUAAUUCACCAGAAAAAAUGUAAUGAAUACUUGAUCAGGAAUUUAAAUUGGAGAAGAAAUGUUCUGCAAUUAGUGUUGUACCAUGUUUUUAAAAAAAAAUUCCAGAAACACACUCUAUAUUGCUAUGUUUUCUCUUCACUACUGUGUAGAAAUCCCGGUGUGCCUGAACCUCAACAAUUAACAAUUUACCACAUGAACUGUUUAAGAUAUUAGGAAUGAUGUUUGUAUAAAAAAAAUGCAAAAAAAAAAUUGCAAGUGAGAAAUUGCAUAAACUGACUGUCUUGAUUUAAAAGGCAAACCAACAGGUUUUAAAAGAAUUUGCUACCAGUCAUUCUGCAUUACCUGUUUACCUGUGUUGCUCUUCAUUAUGCCAUUCAUGUAUCCCAUUAACUUCAACACUGUACAGCUGGGAGAGAUUUCUAUGAAAAUUUCUAUUACAAAUGAAAGUAUCAAUUGUAGAUUUGUAGUACUACAACUCUCUAUUCCAUUGCUGACUCUCAACAUUUCAUUGGUUUAAAAGGAUGUGAAAAUUUCUGCACUACAGAAUUCCCUUUAUACUUGUAUCUAACAUACUCCUAAGUAUUAUUGUCUACCUUUAUCAGUAUCGCACUAGAAGGUAGUAAUUGAUGACAUUAGUUGACCUUAUUUUAGAGUGUAAAUUCAUUUGACGCAUAAUGUUAGCCUUAAAGCAGCUACUAGAAAAACAAAAUUAAGAAGGAUGUGGUAAGACUUGUAGUUAGAUGUAUAGCAGUCUGUUGCCAAGUCUUCAAAGUAAGAACUAACAGUAUAAUUGUUGGAGAGAACAGAAGUCGGUGUUUUAGUGACUAGUGUUACUUAGGUAAGUGAGGAAUAUGGUAUGGAGCUUUGUACCCCCCUGGCCUUAUGCAAGACCUGUGUGCUGCAAGUGCCAUUUAUAAAUCAGUAUUAUGGAAAUGUGGCUCUAACCAGCCCUUAGCUUUGGUGCAAGUUAUUAACAGUGUUAGCUGAUUUUAUUUCAGUAUUAUUUUAAUUCAAAUUAUGAUAACUUUUUAGUUUCCUAUGUUUGUGCAAAUUUUGUACUGUAUGUCCUUGAACCUGGCAGUAUUAAUACCCUACUUACUGACACAUGUACCUUUUAGUUUUAGAAAACUUUUAUAUUUAUGUGUCUUAUUUUUAUAUUUCUUUAUUGUUAUUUAUUACACAAUGUAGUGUAUAAUACUGUAGUUUGUAUUAAUACAAUAAUAUAUUUUAGUAAGAAAAAUGAUUUGGAAGGUUGAUAAGAAUUCAAAGCAGAAAUACAAUUGGUUCUCUUGCAAUCAAAUUUUGUUUAACAGUGUUAUGUAACAGUAUUACUUGCCUUGGACUGUAGAACUAGAGUUUCAAAUGGGAAUGUAUGAACUUUACAUUCAGAAUCCAGUUAUUUGCCCUGCCUCACUUUUAAUACAUUGGGCUACUGAAUUUCAAGUAUAAUGUUAUACAGCAUGGUAUUUUUGCAGUUUUUUUGAGAUUACUGUGUAACCAUGGAACUGUAUUACUAUCCUCAGCCAAAUUACAAAGUCAUGCGCAGUGUUGGGAACAACAUAACAUUUUUUGCUUUGUGCCAAUUUGUUUUAGAAUUCCUCUACAUCUGAUACAAGCCAGAAGUUUUUUUUUAAUUGCCUAGUUACAUGAUAGUCAUUUUCUAGUUUUAUACCAGACUACCCAUCUCACAAUAAAAUGCAUCAACAAACUGUCUGAACUUGUGACUUCACUGUUGUGUUUUAGUUUUUGUUCCAGAGGUACUACUUGCAUCAUAUUAUGUGCAUUACCCAAGUUUUUAGCUAUUUUGCAGUUGUGUAGAAAAAAAUACCUGAAAUACAUGUCAAUUUUUAAAAUUACUGAGAAGUUACAUAUUUCAUGGAUUCAUCUUGCUUCUCAUUGGAAUCAAUAUUCAGAAUUCCCUCACCAUUUGUUAACAAUAUUUUAAUCUGUAAAUGUUUGUGUUAUGGUGUCCAUUUGAAUGUUAGAUUAGAUUUGCCUGCAUGAGCUGUUAUUUUGCUAGUAUCUAUUGGUCUGAUUUAUACAUGGAUGGAAUCCUUUGUUUUCUCCAGCUCAUAGAAUAAAUAAUGUUUCCUUUUCCUUUCUAUUCCCUUUCUGAACAGGGCAUCUGAAAGUGGAGUUUGGGGCCUUGCUCUGCACUCAACAUCAAAUGAGAUUGCUUGUAACUUUUGCCUGCAUUUUAAACACACUCAGAAAUACCAACAUCUUUGCUGUUAAUGAAAUUGGUGAAGGUUUAGUAGUGUAUCAUGAAAAUCAAUACCAGAUGUAUUUUUGGUAUACAUACACGUUUUAGACUUGUUCAGUUGGUGUGAAAUCUUGAUGUUUGUUGAUGGCAGUAGGUAGGUCUGUAGAAGAUGUCAAGAUGACAUAGACUAGUGUGAUGUGCAGAGAAGUGACUGGAAAUUUACUGUCAAAAUGUAAGGUCACAUUUUGAAAUGAAAAAACACAAUGAGAGUAAAUGAAGUGGGGGAGUAAACGCUGAAGGGUAUAAAUGAAGUAUUAUAUGCAGCAGCUCUUCUUGAAGACUGAAGGAUAGCAAAUGUUAUCCCAGCAUUGAAAGAAUAAAGAGUCAUUACUUCACUAUGUGAAGCAUGAUAUAUGAAAUUAAUUGGCCUAAUGUGAAGAAUGCUUAAGAAUUUUCAAAUAGUGAAACAUUAGGGAACAAAGUGUCUGGAAGGCAUUGCAUCUCUUCUGAAGACAUCUUUGGAGAUUUUAUGCUGUUCAUAAACUCUAGAAUCUUUCAAUGUGGAAAGAGGCCAUUUUAUCCAACGUGACUGAGCUGAAAAAACAAAAAAUACUGGAAACCUUCAGCAGGUCAGGCAGCAUCUGUGGCAAGAGUAUUCUCAUUUCAGGUUAGAGACCCAUCAUCAGUUUUGAAACAUGAUCUCUGUUUCUUUUUCCACAGAUGCUGCCUGACCUGCUGAGUAGUUACAGACAUUUCUGUUUUUUAUUUCAGAUUUCCAGCACCUGCAGGUUUUUUUUUCAUUUUCAUGAUUGGGCCAGCUCUUUGAAAGAGCAACACCAUUGCUCUUUACCUAUAAACCCUUCAUUUUUUUCAUCUUUUCUAGAAGUUUUCCAUUUCCCUUUUGGAACUUAGUAUUGAAUCAGUUGUCUUCAUCUUUUUAAGCAGUGUGUUCCAGCUAAUCAUAAUUCACUACUUCUGGGGGGCGGGAAACAAAUUUCACCUGAUUCUCCUGGCGAUUGGCCUAAGUGUGUGUCCUUUGAUUAUUGGUUCUACUGACAACGAAAACCAUUUCUUUCUAUCUAUUCUGUCAGAAUCCUCCAUUAAUCUACCCUAUCAAAACAAAUGUUAUGUCAAAUUGAUCUUCAGCAUCUUUUUAAAAUAUUUCUUUAAAACCCUAUCCUAAGGUGAAUAAUUUCAGUUUGAGAUUAAAGUCUUGUCAGCUAGAAAUAACAACUACUAUUUAUUUGGUGUGUUUAGUACAGCAAAAAUAACCCAAGCUGCUUCACAGCAGUAUGUUUCAAGCAGAUGCUUCAUACGAGGAGAUAUUUAAAUGGAUGACCAAAGGCUGAGAGAAGGAACUAGGUUUAAAGGACCAUCUGAAUGGAGGAAAGGAAAAUGGAGAUGUAGGAAAAGAACUCUGGAGCUGUAGGGACAGUUGCCAAUAUAGGAAUCAUUAAAUUCAGGGCUGCUAAAGAGGCCAGAAUUGAAACAGCACAAACAAGUUGGAAGGUUGUAUAGUGUCAGGAGAUUACAGAGAGAGGAGGGGUUUUUAAAAAAAGUAUUUGAAAGCGAGGGUAAGAGUUUUAAUUUCAAGGCAUUAUUCAAGGGAGCCACUGUUGGUCAAUGCAGGGAUGAUGGGUUGCAGCAAGUUGUCACAUGACCAACAAUAUUUUGAGGGGUUUAUCUGAUGAAGCUGAGACAUGAUAGAAGCAGGUAAUGUUAUAAAGUUGGGAAUUGCUUGUCUUAGUCUGCAAGAAGUUUGAUACAGUUUCAGAUAUUUUCUGGGGUAGGAGGAUGGAGUCAAAGGCAAGGAAUGGGUUCAAAGCACCAAGCAUUGUAGGGAAUGGUAUGGUGUGUUUUUAAAGUGUGAUUACUUUAAGUGCUCAAACUUUUGGUGUUUGGGGGAACCAAAAAUGGUUUUUACCCAACAGAUGUUUGAUUAGUUUUCUGUUUGCUGCUAAUAUAUUUUUCCCUGCAUGUUUUCUAGAAAUUGACUCAUUCGUCUUCUGAAUUAAUUGAUUUGUAUGCAGUAGUUUUAGCUGUCUUCCCAGUCACUCGUCAUAUUUAAAUUGUCACUUAGUAUUUGUACUAAUUUACAGUGUAAACAACUGUGUGGAUUAAUUUUAUUGUUGUGCUUUGUUAUACUGAGAACAUUUGUUGGAAAAUUGAAGUGUGCUUUCCAGUAGGAAUAUGCCCCACUGCUUCAACCUGCUCUCAUAAUUUGGAACUGUGGUGGAUUUAAACCCCAAUUUUUCUUCUCUGAAAUAACUCAGAAAAUUCUCAACUUGGACUAGUUAGCAGUUAAAACAAAAAAAAGUCGCAGAUAAAGGAGGGAUAGAAGGACAAAAUCAAAGGAUCAAUGUAAAAGAAACAGAUGAAAAUGUCAUCGAAUAGAAGAACGUGGUGUCCUUUUGUACUUUUACCUGAUUUUUAAAACAUUACUCUUAAACUAGUUAAGAGCUGGUGUUAGAAUACUAGGGAAUAAACAGAGAUAUGUAUCACGUGUAUGGGCAGUCAGUGGAAAAACAGAAUAGUUUUUAUGUGAAAUAGAAGUUCACCACCUGUCAGCAAAGCCUUGGGGAUGGACAAUCAAUCAUGUACUUAGCACUGAUGACCACGUCCCAAAGAUGAUUUAAAAUGAAAAGCAGCAGAGCAAAAGCAAGGUGGUAAACACAUUUGGAGGAGCACAAGGUAUAUGGGGCCAGUGGAGUUUAGCAUUUUUUUUGGAUGAUGCAUCUUUGCUUGUUCUUUAUGGGGCAUGUUGAGUCAAAUAUUUAAGUAGCAUAGUAAAUCAUCAGAGUCUCAAAAUACACAGAGCGUUGUGGAAUAUGUGCACCCUAUUGGCUGAGCUGGAAUUUGAAUAUUUAGAACGUUGUACUUGGGCAUCUUAGAAGGUUUGGAGAAUGCAAAAAAGUUUCACUGGGAUAGUCUGAAGGGAUCGCUAUUCAUACUUCUUAAAAGUAUCAAUUAUUAUUAAAGAUACUCCAAAUGGUCUAAAAUUGAGAUCUUUUUCAGUUGAUGUUGCUCCAUUUUCAACCCUGUCAGUAAUGCAUGUGUAUUACUUCUGCCCAAAGUUGGGGAAUAUACUAUAUACCUAAAUGCAAACAAUAUACACAAAGUCUGAUUGGAAAUUGAAGUAUUGAGUUGGUCAAUGUUUGUGGGUGGGGAUUGGUAAGUGGCGAUGGUGCAGAGAAUGAGGAUUCAACAAAGGCCAAGUGGCAUUAAUAAAUGUGCAGCCUCAGACUUCUCAAAACAUGAGUCCUGCUGAUUUGGGGGGGAAAAGAUUCAUUUGUUAUUGGCAGUGGUAGAAAAUACCAACUAUAAAAAUCAGCUGGUAAAAAUAGCAACAUGAAGGAACAUGAGUGAGAUGGAAAUAAUCUGUCUUGAAUCCAAUUGAUGGCUAAGUUACAUAAAAUGUACAGAACAGACUAUAUGCUUUAUCCUAUCUGUGCUGCUGUUCGUGCUCCCCCUCAAACUCCUUUGAAAUGUCAUCUAAUUCUAUGAGAAAUUCUGUUCCCUUCCAUUGUAUAUCUAUUCAGCCUCCUCUCUCAAUGCUGUUCGCCAACCUACUACCUGGAUUAGUGAGUUCAACACCUGCAGUGCAGUUUGGGAAAAGAUGUUUCUUCCAAAUUCCCCUUUCAUUUAUUGUUGGUUACCUUGCGUUGUUGACCUUACAACUUGAAAUGCACUCAGUCUACUUUAUCAAAACUUUUCAUAGUUCUAAAUACCUCUACCUGGGCUUCUCAGCCUUCAAGAGAAAAAAAAACUUGGCCUGUUGAUCAUUUCUUGACUGAUUUGUUUUGCAGUGAUCCUUUUAAUUGUUUUAAACUCCCUCUAUAUUCUUUGAAUAAUAUGACUGGAAUAUACCCUGUAUAAACUAAUCUAGGUAAACACAAGUGUUUAGUUACUUUUUGUGGCCUUACCAAUAUGUCAUUGUAGUGACUUGUUUAUUUGCAGUGGCAGAUCCCUUUGCUCCUCCACCUUAUCCAGUUCUUAUUUUCAAAGUGGCAUGUAACUUGGGUUUGGGAAAGAGGUGAAUCCCUUUACAAUUCAUGAAUGAUUUGGUUCACUGUAAACGAUGGUCUUGUUUUGACCUCUCAGUGUGUAAUAUAGCCAUCAAAUCCAUGCUUUUUUUUUUGGUUCUGAGAUUUUUACCCCUAAUAUUUGUUCAGAAGUGACCCAAUUUUCUUUCAUAUUGAUGAUUUGUAUGUCCCUUUUAAAAAUAGAUAUGAAGUCUUAAAGUAGAUAUUGUCUAAAGAAUUAAUUUUAUUAUAGUGUCUCUGGUGUCUCCAGGUUAUUUUAAAUGCACAAAUACAAUCUUCUAACCCAGGAAUUUUAACUAGAGAAUUUGAUUAGUUUACUCAGUUUUUCUCCUUCAAAAGUGGUACAACUGCAUUUAAAAUAAUCAGGUCUUUUGAUGUCUUGUCCACCCAAAAACUCUUUUGUAAAUAUGGAAGCAAAAUAACUAAACAUUUCUACCUUUACACUCACUUCUCAGGAUUUUAUUCUAUCCACGCCUCAGUGGCCAUAUUCCCUUUCCUCACUUUUGUUUAUGACACUAGAAUAUUUUACUAAUUUCUUAAUAAUGUAUCCAACCAGUUCCAUUUUGCCUUGUAUUUUUGACCUGUUUUUAAUCUCUUUGUUGUCCAUUUAAUUAGUAGAUGACUCUGCUCACCCUGUUAUUCUCCAAUGUUUUAAGUUGUACAUGUCUCAUUAGGGUUUCAUUUGUUUUUGUUCCUGGAUUUUGAAUGCCAAUUUAACUGUUUCACAUUGCUGGACUAUAUCAUUGUUUAUCAGUGUUAUUGUCCAUUUUAUUUUCACAAGUUCUGUUCUCGCCUCAAAACCAGUUUUCUCUAAUUUGCAACUUAAUUAUUAUCCUAAGCACAUUGGCCUAGAAAAUCAAACAUAGCAUUUUUUUCCCAGUACAUAUAAAAAUUACUUAUUUAUACAGUGGAGCACCAUUGCUACAGUCCAGAAAUUUUAAUGGACACUUACUGAUUCACCCUUGCAAACCUGAUGCAAUUUCUGCAUCAGUCGUGCACAUGAUAACAAUUCCCUGUGCAACUUCAGGAAAUUGGAUCAUGUUACUCUGGGGUGCAGCCAUCAUUUGGCACUCUGAAAACAAUCAAGUUUACAUCGAAAGAUCAGUGCUAUUUAAAGAGGGCUUCCUCAAACAGGUCCCAGCCCAGCACUGGAAACUUAGCACUGGUCAAUCCCCUUAAUCUUUGUAACUACUGCUCUCAUUACCUCUCUCCUCCCCCAGCCCAACCUACUUUGCAGUCCUAGAUUUUGCAACCCUAGGCCCCCAUCUACACCCACAUUUAUUUCCAGACAAUUGUCUUUCUCCCACAGCUCCCAAUCCCCUGACCAUCUUCCAUCUUGCCAUAAAAAGGAAAAUGUGUAAUGAGCAGUUCGUAGCACCCAAAGCCUUUGGACACCACCAAACUUUGCAGCAGCUCACCCACAGCUCUCAGGUUCAUUGGCAUGCUGUACAAUAAUGAGUAUAGUUUUAGUAGUACUAAUCAAUUUCGAGGCCAUUCUAUUAUGGUCACUGUUACAAAGGUGUUCUAAUCAGGUCUAAGCUUGUUUCUUCCCCUUUAAUCAAAUCUGGCAGUAUUUCCUCUCUUGUUGGGCCUUUUUAAUACUUGUAUAGGAAGGCAUCUGUCCACAUUUUGGUGACUUAAUUCAGAUUUCUCUUUUACCUAGCCAACUAAUUCUGUGGUAUUCCCUUUAAUUAUUACGUCUUGUGCUCAUUUCUCUGAUGUGUAUAUUCUUUUUCCUUCACAUCCCUUCUGCUGAUAGGUGGUUCAGAGCGGCAGCCAUUUGCAUUAUUGAUCUUUUAUUAUCUCCAUCCACUAUCACAUUUCUGAGUUGCUGAUGUCUGUGUGACUUCUGCUGUUAAUGUUCUGUUUAAUGAGUAGUUGCUCUAUCUUUGUCCCCUCUUUUUUAACUCUAAAUGUUAUUCUACAAUGUUUUAUCCAAAUUAACAAUUUACAAAUACUUCAUAACUUUGUAAAAGUUGAUGAAUCUCCUUCAGCAUCUGGACCUGGUUACCAUCACUGUUAUUCACAUGGUUGUCACAUCAGACUAGCAGCAUUUUUAGAAGUUUUGUACCUGUUUAUGUGAGAAGAAUAAAUGUGUUACAAGAUGAGGCUAUUGGUCUUGAAGUACCUGAAUAUUACUGGCAUAAAGCAAGGGUCAGUCUGUGCAAUAUAAAUGCUGUAAUUUAUUUUCCUUUUGUACAAAUGUACAAAAAUGAUCCUUUACAAACUGCUUUAUUUUCCUCAUAAUAAAUGGACCUG